This is a messenger RNA of Benincasa hispida (wax gourd), 763 nucleotides long. Lineage: Eukaryota; Viridiplantae; Streptophyta; Magnoliopsida; Cucurbitales; Cucurbitaceae. The record is from RefSeq and is a predicted model, not a curated record.
CCUCCGAUUUUCAAGAAGCAGCCAAAAGAAAAGCACAGCAAUGUCAAAGCAGCUUGAUCAAUACAGUGGUGGCUACCAGAGUUAUGACUAUGAAUUCGGGCGACCAUUCAUACAAUCAAUCUCAAGGACAUGAAGUUCAGGCAACAAUUGGAUAUAUGGAGGUUGUUUCUCCUUGUGUAGAGAACAAAAACCAGCUGAGCAGCUAUGAACAAAGUUGGAGGACUCACGAUCGUAAUAGGCAAACUGGAACCUAUACGACCACCUCAACAAAGGCAGUUGCUUCCCGUGGUGAAACAUUCAAAGAACGAUCAACUGGAAGAAUUGGUGCGAAGGACGAGUUCAAAACCACUUCCACUUACAGGGUUGGAGACAAAAGUGGAUAUACUGAGUAUCAGUGUCAAGAGAGGUUCCGUCGAGUUGAUUUCGGUGGUAAAGGUGGUGGCAGGGGUGGCAGCGGAUCUGGUAGUAAGGGAAGCAACAGAUAUCUCAAAUGAAGGGGGGUGGGGUAAGUAUGCUGCUCGGCUCUCUUGCUUGGAAUUUAGUUUCUGGAACUUGGGUUGGUUUUUUUGUGCAGACUUCCGUUGUGUUAAUAUGCUGUUUGCUGAUGGCUGAACUUUGGUAUUUCCCUCUGGAUAGAUGUAAGAGAGAGCCUUUUGUCGUUUUGGGUGUCUUGUAAAUGCUCUAAUAGGUUUAGAGAGCUGAAUUCCAAAAAGAAGAAUGAAUGAAUAUAGCUCUACUAGGUUUAGAGAGCUGAUUUGAAAUA